Molecule: messenger RNA, 1208 nt
Organism: Pseudomyrmex gracilis
Lineage: Eukaryota; Metazoa; Arthropoda; Insecta; Hymenoptera; Formicidae
Product: chromatin complexes subunit BAP18
Exons: 4
Coding region: 251-751 (166 amino acids)
Cellular component (GO): NURF complex; MLL1 complex
Source: RefSeq, a predicted model, not a curated record
UUAAACUUUAUCAAUCUAAUAAAUCUGGUUAAUGUAUUUUUAAUGUUAUGUUCGUAGCCGUAUACAUACGUGACAUCUUAGAAACGCACAAUUUAAAUCUUAUUAUUUUAUUAUCAACUGAAACUAACUUGUAGAAUCAACAAGAAAAUCGUGAAAACUACGCGAGAUGUCAUCACUCGCGUAUCUUCGUCGGUUUCUGAUCUUCAACGAUUGAACAUAACAAUAACACAACAAUAAUAACCAGAAUAAUAUGAAUUCCGCAACCAAAGUAGGUGAGAUAUUUACUGCAGCUGGAUUAGCUUUCACCAAGUUGGGUGAACUGUCAAUGCAGUUACAUCCAACAUCAGACUCUCAAGCAGGCAAAUGGACAGAAGAAGAUGUUGAGAUGCUUCGUCAUUCAGUUAGAACGUUUAGUGAAGAAUUGAACAGAAUAAGUGAACAAAUUAAGAGUCGAACAGUCUCUCAAAUACGAACCACUUUAAAAAAGAAAGCAUUUGAGGAAGCUGGAAUGUCUGUUAGGCAGCAGGUUCUUCCACAACAGACACAACAGACACUAGCUCAACAGCAGCAAGUAAUAAAGCAACAAUCUACACCAGGAAAUCAAAGUCUUAUAGGCAAAUCUGCAGAUGUCACACUAAACAUGCUAAAUGCAUCGUCCUCUGAAACGGACGUAGAUGUGGAAGGACUUCCUGAGGAGUGUCAAGUAAAGCUUGAAUUUGAAGAAGGUGCCAAUGAAGAAAUUACUGAUUAGUUGGUUAAGUGAUUUCAAAAUCAGCUAAAUGCAACUAAAAAAACACUCAAUGACUCUGCAACUUGACAUCUCAUCUGUCUUAUCAUCUCAUUGUUCAUAGACUGUUCGAAUUUUAACUAGUUUUAAGACGUUAAUUCUACGUUUGAAUAACAUUAAUUUCUAAGUUAUCUCUUUCCCUUUUUGAUAAUAAAUGCAUAAAAUGCGAUAUAUCAGUGUGAUAGUAAUUGAACUCCCCAUAGGGUCCCUCAAUUCUACGUUCCUGGCGCGAACAAGACUAAUAGUUACUUCAUUUUGUUACAUUGGCAUUCCUGCUACGAAGCCAUAGCGCAAGAGUAUAAGUUUUUUUAAAAACAUCGAAAUAUACGACCUUGACAGGUGAAUAAGAAUUUCGUGUGAUUUUCCACAAAAACAAAUUUAACAUUUGCAAGUUACACAACACGUUUAAAUGGCGAUAAAA